ACGUUAUGUCAAGGACGCUCAGUGUAGUACCAAAAAGCACAAAUUACAUAUUAUAUUAAAAUUUAUUUUAAUUGUUACUAAUAAUGUGGAAAAUGUUUCCGAAGCGUUUAUUUGUUAAAAUAGAAUUUCAGUUGCAUGCGGUGACUUGUCCCGGCGUUUGGCUUUGUACACAUGGUUAUUUGGAGGUUACUAUCAAGACAUUGGGGUACUUUUUCCGCACCGGUGCAAUGGAGCCACGUUUCCCACUGCUUUGCCAUGACAAAUUCACUAUGGAUGGCUAUUUUAAGUCCGUUGGUUCCGUAAGUGACUUGGAACGCGUGUUAGCCGCCGAGCAAAUGGAGAUAACGCUUUGGCAGAACGGACGACGUAUGGCGUUUUUUAUGGGUAAACUGGCCGACGUAAUGCAAUCGGAUAUACCCAAACUGUCUUGUGAACACAAUAUCAAUGUACAACUGCUGAUGAAAGCGACGCCAGCAUUUCCAGGAAUUAUUGCACCUAAAGUGGAGUUAAGCGCACAUAUCGGUGUACAGGACAGUCCACAACAGUCUGAGCAACAGCAAAAAUUUGUACAACAGCCAUGCAGUGAAGUAACUUUGAAGAAUCUAGAAUUUGAAGCCAAACGUACGCCAAACCGACACAGCCAGCACUCAUUGUCUCCCACAAAUAGUUGUUUUAAUUAUUUGGAAGAGAAACGACGUCAGCGCCCAGUUUGCCAUGUGAAAACUAGUUGUGGCAGUGGGUUUUCAAAGAAAAGUGCUGCUUUUCCUUGCUAUAACGCACAAAAAUCAUAUAAAGCGGACGCCAACUCAUGCCAAACCGGUGAACGCCGGCUUUCAACUGGUUCAAGUAGUUUCAGUAAUAGCUCGUACAAUCUAAGCCAAGUUACGGGUGUGAGCAGCCCCUCGCAACAUUCGCACUCCGUUUGCACUGAUUCCUCAAUAUCAACGCCUGACGCGCACCUGCGUCAAUGUGAGAUCUGCCAAUCUUAUCGAAAAGUGUUCUAUAGCAAAUAUACAAAUUUACAUACAAAAAACUAGAACAUACAGAAACAAAUAGAUGUCGUGGUUUUGAAAAUUUGUUUUUAUUCACUUAUAUAAAAACUGCAAUCUAGAUUUUGUUUGCUGUGUUGGAUGCACUUUUUGAGUUAGUGCAACAACUUUCUAUUUUUAACUUUUUAACUAUUCAUUGUACUUUCUUAUGUUAUUGUUUCCGUAUGGAGCUUGGCUCAUCAAACGAAUUCGGCGAAGUCCAUUUGACCAAAUGCCUUUGCAA
Messenger RNA from Zeugodacus cucurbitae (melon fly), 1272 nucleotides. RefSeq lists its product as uncharacterized. The transcript is spliced from 5 exons. Gene Ontology annotation, molecular function: myosin light chain binding. Lineage: Eukaryota; Metazoa; Arthropoda; Insecta; Diptera; Tephritidae. Gene Ontology annotation, biological process: spermatogenesis. The record is from RefSeq and is a predicted model, not a curated record. Bases 84 to 1037 code for a protein of 317 amino acids.